This is a messenger RNA of Tyto alba (common barn owl), 2772 nucleotides long. RefSeq lists its product as uncharacterized. The record is from RefSeq and is a predicted model, not a curated record. The transcript is spliced from 11 exons. Lineage: Eukaryota; Metazoa; Chordata; Aves; Strigiformes; Tytonidae. The coding region runs from base 462 to 1382 and encodes 306 amino acids.
UUUGCUGUGUCUGGGGCUGCUGGUGGAAGCUGCUACUAGCACCCGGCUCCGCUCAGCAGCGGUGGGUGAGGGUGCUGCCUGUGCUGGGGUCUCCUUCUCCCUCUUUGUGAGACAGUGCUGCUCCUUGGUGUAGUCAUCCUGUUUGAAGGGGUGAGUUGCUGGUUUCUUGUACCUGUAUUCUGCCUGCCAGCUCCAGAAAGUGCUGCCUGCUGCUGUACCCCUGGUCUGUUGCUGCGGAUGCUGCUGUAGGCUCUUGAGCUGCCCUUGAAGACAGUUACCAAUGCAUAACCAGCCAGCGAAGACAUUCAUCUGAAACUCACGUGGAAGACACAAGUCUAAAAGUUCUUUCAGUGAAAAUACACUAGAAAGGUAAGAUUGAGUGGCGGAGACUCCCCAGCACUGGUGGCAGCUGAACUACAGCUCUGAGACACUGCCAAAAAGCCUCUGUGGAUCCUUGUAAAAUGGAUGCUAUACACAAGCUGAAGAUUUUGGUGAUGUUUCUAUCUCUGGCUACUUUCAUGGUCAUGGUGAUACUGAAUGCUGGAAAUGCCACUGGGAUAUUCAAAGGUCUGUUCAGAACAACCCCUGGAAACAUCUCAGCAAAGUACAGCACUGACUUCACACCAGCUGGCUGGACUUUCCUCAUCUGGAACGCCAUCUAUGCCUGGCAGCUUGCUUGGCUUCUCUACGCCUUGUCAGGGAUCUGUCGAAGGAAUGAACUUGGAUGUGUCUGCAUAAAGCCAGACUUGCUGCCAAUACCUUUUUAUGUGGCGUGGAUUCUGAAUAAUGGUCUCAAUGUUGGAUGGCUGUUUCUGUGGGAUCGAGAAUACCUCCUCCCAGCCCUGGCGUUCCUGGCAGCCCUCGCUUUUACCGCAUGUGUCUCCCUCUUCAUUUCACACCGAGCCCUGGACAUCCAUUCCGCGUGGUUUGUGAAGGGUCACAGAGCUGACCUCUGGCUCAUCCGCAUCCUAAUCCAGAACGGGCUGGCACUGUAUGCAACCUGGACCAUCAUUGCCACUCUGCUGAACUUUGCAGUUGUGUUGAUCUACAAGUGGAAUGUGUCCAAUGAGACAGCGACGACUGCUUCUCUAAGUAUCCUUGCUUUUGACCUAGCAAUAUGGUUUUAUCUAGAAAAUUUCAUUCUUGACAAGUAUGUCCGCUAUAACCUUACAAUCUACCCAGUGGUGGUUAUAGCUCUGACUGGCAGCACAUGCAAGAACUUCUCAUUUUCAUCCCCAACAACAAACGGCAUUUUUAUAGUUGUUUUGCUGGCAACUACUUGCUUGAUCUUUGCUGUUCGCCUGGGACUGGUCACAUGGAGACACUGGAAGAGACCACUGGAGGCAUCCGAAACCCCAGACCCAUCAGGCACAGUGCACUGAGACCUCCAGCAUGUUGCAGGAGAUACUUUAAAGGGAGAGAAGAGAAUUGGGCAUCUGCUGGUCUUUCCUUCAAUAUCAAUUGCCUUGUGCUCUUCUCUAGUUAUUUCUUUCCAUUCCAAAUGUGGAUGGCUUGUGUCUGCAAACCUGUCCUGCUCCCGUUUUCCCUCAGAUCAGCUACUGACAGCCCCACCUUGAAUCUGUACCCUCCUUCAUUUAGUUUGACUCUGGAUCAGUGCAGGAAGAGGUCUUUCAGCUGAGCAACCCUCUGCACCACCGACUGAGCUGUUGGCUCUCUGCUCCUGUCAGUGCAAUGAGGGCUAACAGGCCCUUGGCAGGCUUACAGACAGUUGCUCAUAUUUUCCUUAGUUCAUUUUUCUUAGAGCUGUACUUUCAGUGAACUAUCCGUGUGAGUCAAGGUGAGCAGGGGGAGGUCUGGCAAUUCCUUUGGCCAUGUGGUGCUGGGUACCUGCAGGCCCUGGUGCUGUGAGCAGACCUCCAGGCAGCAACUGCUCCUUUUCCUGCUUCUCUUCACCAUUGAUGGGAACAGAUAGCACAACUUGAGAGAUCUACCCUUGCAGCUUCAGCUCUGUUUGCUAUCCAAGGUGGGGAGGGCUGGUGACCGAAUACUUCAGACACAAUUGCAAGCCUUCAAGCUAUUUUGGCUUGUAGCUCUAAAACCAGAAGAUUGAUUCAGUUUUUCAGCAGGCGCAUCGCUGUGUCUCUGCCCUGUUUUUUCCUGACUUUCUCAGUUAAGUCAGUCACUGUCAGCACCUCUCUGGACCUGCAGGAAUAGCAGAGGUGUGCUGUUCCUGCUCUGCCUGUAAGACAGGGGCGAUCAGGGUCAGGAGGGAAGGGUGGGUUGCCCACCGUGCAGAGCGAGCAGAGCACAGCAUGUGCUGGCUGGAUCCUGCUCAAGCAGGGCUUGUAGCAUCUCUGUCAGGAGCUAUAUGUACACUUGAGACGAUACCUGAUCUGGGGUAAAGCUUGCUGCUUCAAAGGAGAUCUGCUCAAGAAAAAAAAAAUUAUUUGAACCUGUAGAAUGAGUUCAUCCUCAGUCAGUGCUUUUUCAUGUGGCUUUACCGUUUCUGAGUUGGUAUUAGGAAGCCUAGAAGUGGAUUGACCGAAUUGUUGGACCACUGCCUCUAUUUCCUGUGCCUGCUCAAGUUGAUGGUGCCUCACUGGGGUCUGGAAAGUGUUUCUACAUGGCAGGUGCUUUUAGAUGCCGAAUAUCUUAAAUUACUAUUACAAAGGUAAAUUCUUUUAAAAUAACCUGUCCUGUUGUUGACCUUUAACAAAGUACAAACCCAGUGUAACGAGAUUCCUCUUGUAAUUCUGCUGUGUUGGUUUUAUUUUCCAAUAAAAUCAACUAAUUCCACCAUUUUUCCACUAA